Messenger RNA from Pyricularia pennisetigena, 1722 nucleotides. RefSeq lists its product as uncharacterized. Gene Ontology annotation, molecular function: oxidoreductase activity, acting on CH-OH group of donors; flavin adenine dinucleotide binding. Lineage: Eukaryota; Fungi; Ascomycota; Sordariomycetes; Magnaporthales; Pyriculariaceae. Bases 1 to 1722 code for a protein of 573 amino acids. The record is from RefSeq and is a predicted model, not a curated record. Gene Ontology annotation, biological process: secondary metabolite biosynthetic process. The transcript is spliced from 10 exons.
AUGUCGAUUAACCGGACCGCCCUGGUCCUGGGGCUAGCAUUAUUUUGGAUCCAGCAGGCCAUGAGUAUAGUCAUCCCUGUCGAGCGUGCUGCGAAUGAGCUUCUUCCUACGUACGACUAUGUUAUUGUGGGUGGCGGCCUCUCGGGGUUGGUUGUUGGCAACAGGCUGAGUCAAGACCCAAACAUCACUGUACUCAUUAUAGAAGCCGGUGAAUUGGACAAUCGAACCGAAUUUACUACGUACCCGGCAUACGUCGGCCGAGGAAUCACCAACAUCAACGGCUGGACCCUCGAUAUGGUGCCACAGGAGCACCUAGACCAUAUGCCUCGGCCUUAUCUCCAAGGCCGUGGAGUGGGAGGCGGUACGCUCAUCCACGGGAUGACCGAAACGUACACAAUGGGUCUUGAUGAGAAGACGGCCAGCUCGCUGGGGAUUGAUCCAGACAUGUCCUUUCACGGAACAUCUGGUCCUGUCGAGGUUUCUUAUCCUCAAUUUAUUUAUAACCAUAGCCAUGCCGUGCUGAAGGGCUACGAAGAACUCGGCUUGCAGAUACUCAAGGACAUGAAUACUGGAAUCACAGCUGGCGUAGUGUUCAGUCCAUCCAGCAUGCAAGCCAUCAACCAGUCCCGGUGUGACGCCCGCGUCGCUUACCUCGAUCCAGUGAUGGAGCGCCCGAACAUGCAUGUUGCCGUCGGCCAAAUGGCCACUCGACUGUUGCUUGUAGACAGCACGCAGGGGCUCAUGAGCUCGACCAAGGGUCUGCCCACACCGAAGCACAUCCAGGGAGUGGAGGUCUCGGGGAUAGGACCGGCCUCUGUGCUGAAAAGAUUGAACAUCACCGUACAUAUCGAUUUGCCAGGGGUAGGGAACAACCUGCAAGACCAUGGCAUGGUGGGAAAAGAUUACAAUUAUAACCCAAACAUAUUUAGCCCCAAAAAAGUUAACGGUGCAAAGCUAGCCGAGGCCGAGUUAUCAUACAGAAUGAACCGCACCGGCCCUUUUACCGCCCCGUUGAUAUCCAUCGUAGCUUUCCCGUCUCUUCAGGCACUCACAACAGAGUGGAACACAUUGACGGGAAAGUACAUGCUGGAGGAAUUCGACCGUUAUCUGCUCGACGACGCACCCCCAGCCGUGCGACGAGGUUACACUAAGCAGUCUCGUCUGCAACUCGGCAUUCUCCGCCAAAUCGAUGAGCCUGCCUCAGAGAUCAUGGUUGACUCUACCGGCCGAUACACAGUUGCAAUUCAAAGCACCAUGUCGCGCGGCACUGUCCGUCCCAGUGGCCCGAACAUUCUCAAGGACAACAAACCGGUCAUCGACCCGCGAUAUUGCGCGCAUCCGCUUGACUGCGAGGUUGCAAUGCUGUCGUUUCGAAUGAAUGCUCGUCUAAUGAAAACCAACUCGUUAAUCCAAGCGCUCUCGCCCUCGCCCUCAGAGCCAUUCAAAUCUGCCGACGAUGAAGCCGAUGAAGAGAACACGGCGAAGUUGAUGGAUUUUAUCCAGCGUGGUUUAGGCACGGAAUUUCAUCCAGCAGGGACGACGGCGAUGCUCCCAUUCGAAGACGGAGGUGUUGUGGACACAGAGUUGCGAGUUUACGGCACAACAAACCUGCGAGUCGUGGACGCUGGUAUCAUGCCGCUGCUCCCAGCGGCGCACAUCCAAGCUGCCGUCUAUGCUGUUGCUGAGAAGGCUGCCGACUUGAUCAAAAAGGCCCAAGGAUAA